AUGCAAACCCGUUCUUCCUUCUCACCCCCUCACCGUUCCCCUUUUCUCCAUCCCAUCCCCCUACCCAUCCCCUUACCCAUCCCCCUACCCAUCCCCUUACCCAUCCCCCUACCCAUCCCCUUACCCAUCCCCCUACCCAUCCCCCUACCCAUCCCCCUACCCAUCCCCUUACCCAUCCCCCUACCCAUCCCCUUACCCAUCCCCCUACCCAUCCCCCUACCCAUCCCCCUACCCAUCCCCUUACCCAUCCCCCUACCCAUCCCCUUACCCAUCCCCCUACCCAUCCCCCUGCCGCCCCCCGGCUUCCCCAUGACUCCACCCCGGUCCUCCUCCUUUAUUUCCAACAUGCUGCCAGACGUGCUGAGGGAGCAGCUAGAGGGCAUGCAGCGAGGCGUGUACUUUGGAUGGGCUAGACUGCCACACCUGGAGAGCAACAGGACAACGGGUGAGGGAGAGGCGGUUAAGGAAGAGGAGGGGGAAGGAAAAGCGGGGAAGGGAGGGCCUCGGGUGUUCAAGAUGGUGCUGAACGUCGGCCGGCGACCCACGUUUGUUGACGGAGAUGACGUCACGGUGGAGGUGCACAUUCUAUCCUCGUUUGAGAAUGAUUUCUACGGUGAGGAGCUGCAGGUCGCUGUGCUGGGCUACAUCCGCCCGGAACGAAAGUUCUCUUCACUGGAUGACCUUGUAUCGCAGAUCAAAUCGGACAUUGCAGUUGCCACAGAACAGCUAGAUACCGACGCAUUUGCACCAUAUGCAAGAGACCCCUUCUUUGCAUAG
Molecule: messenger RNA, 777 nt
Organism: Closterium sp. Naga37s-1
Lineage: Eukaryota; Viridiplantae; Streptophyta; Zygnematophyceae; Desmidiales; Closteriaceae
Source: the annotation of a GenBank genome assembly